GCAAGCGUUUGAAUAAAAGAACGCGCAUACAAAAAGCAUCAAAAUACAACAAGCAACGCAAACGAGCGGACGUAAAGUUUUAUUAAUAUUUCGUUUCAAACUAAAACAAAGUGUGUGCAUAUACAUAGAAAUAUAGUGACUCAUCUCCUUAAAGGGUUCCAACAAAUUUUUUUUGAAACAUCUACAAAUUUUACGAACAAUAACAAAAACAACAAUGAGCGUUUCAGAGGAUCAAGUUGGUCGAACAAACGACUUAAUAGACGCCUUCGGUUCGCUAAAUUCAGCGUCCGGUUCUUCAAAUAGUGGUUCAGGUGGAUACUAUACUGGUGCUAGUAGCAGCGGCGGUACGUUUGGUGGCGGUGCAAUAGGCCAACUCGCAAAUGGUUUUGGUAGUAGCUAUCAUAGUUACACAGCGAAUAUGGUAACCGAUCGCCAUGCAGCUGAAUAUAAUAUGCGACACAAAAAUCGUGGAAUGGCGUUGAUAUUUAAUCAUGAAAAUUUCGAAGUACCAACAUUAAAAUCGCGUGCAGGCACUAAUGUGGAUUGUGAAAAUUUAGCACGAGUUCUUAAACAAUUGGAUUUUGAUGUGAAAGUGUUUAAAGAUUGCAGCCUCAAACAGUUGAAACAACAUAUAGAAUGGGCUUCCCAACAAGAUCAUAGGGAUAAUGAUUGCAUUUUGGUUGCGAUACUUUCGCACGGCGAACUUGGUUAUAUAUACGCAAAGGAUGUGCAAUAUAAAUUAGAUCAAAUUUGGUCUUACUUUACACCACAACAUUGCCCCAGCUUGGGUGGCAAACCGAAACUCUUCUUCAUACAAGCUUGCCAAGGUGAUCGACUUGACCCUGGUGUCACAAUGAAACGCAUCAAUCGUACGGAAACAGACGGUGAGACGUCAAUGAGUUACAAAAUUCCUUUGCAUGCCGAUUUCUUGAUUGCCUACUCGACCAUACCGGGAUUUUACUCAUGGCGCAAUACUACACGCGGCUCUUGGUUUAUGCAAUCACUUUGCGCCGAGUUGGCAGCCAAUGGUAAACGUUUGGAUAUGCUAACAUUGUUGACUUUUGUAUGCCAAAGAGUUGCGGUUGAUUUUGAGUCGUGCACCCCGGACAAUCCAGAAAUGCAUCAACAGAAGCAGAUACCGUGCAUUACCACAAUGUUAACCCGCAUUUUACGUUUCGGCGAAAAGGGUGCCUUGCGAUAAGCCUGUCAUUUUAUCGAUGCUUUAUGUAUUACUAAACAAGUAAAACCACAAAUCGUUUUGUGCAAACUUCAAAUUAUAGUAUAAGACUUACUUGCUUAAUAUCAGCCAAGAAUUAAGCCUCAUUUACUAAGCAUUUUAGAUAUUGUACGACAUUCUAUAUACCUAUAUACUAAAAAAAUUAUAACUAAACACAUUCGUAUGUAUGUGUGUGCUAAGAUAUAAACAUGUCAAUUUCUAUCAAUAAUAGUCCGUUCCGUAGACAAAUUGUUUGGAUGUCAUUUAAAUCGUGCUAUUUGUUGCACUAAACUAAUGUUUAAGAAUUAAUGAAUAUAUAAUAUAGUUUUUUAUACUCUUCGAAAAUAGGAGCCACUUUUAAAUAUAAGGAAGCUCCUUUGGACGCUAGGUACAAAGUCUGUGUAUAUUUAUAGUAUAUACUGCCAUUUGUAAUUGAUCCAAUAUAAAUAAAGACAAUUUAUACAAAUUUAUAA
Messenger RNA from Bactrocera neohumeralis, 1689 nucleotides. RefSeq names its product caspase (gene Drice). The record is from RefSeq and is a predicted model, not a curated record. The coding region runs from base 215 to 1201 and encodes 328 amino acids. The transcript has a single exon. Gene Ontology annotation, biological process: apoptotic process; proteolysis. Lineage: Eukaryota; Metazoa; Arthropoda; Insecta; Diptera; Tephritidae. Gene Ontology annotation, cellular component: cytoplasm.